Benincasa hispida (wax gourd) is the source of this 1214-nucleotide messenger RNA. Its product is annotated as serine/threonine-protein phosphatase 4 regulatory subunit-like protein. The record is from RefSeq and is a predicted model, not a curated record. Lineage: Eukaryota; Viridiplantae; Streptophyta; Magnoliopsida; Cucurbitales; Cucurbitaceae. Gene Ontology annotation, molecular function: protein phosphatase regulator activity. Gene Ontology annotation, cellular component: cytoplasm; protein phosphatase 4 complex; nucleus.
UCAAUGGUUCCAAUGUUCGGCAGUAUUGGGCCUGGGCCUUAAAUCGCCUCAUCAGAGAUCUGCUCUCAUCUUCCUCCCCAGUCGGUCCGAAGGUCUCCACUGUAGCUCGCUUCAGUUGAGAUCAUCUUCAAGCUCACCUACUAGGUGGAAAGUAGAGAUCUCUAGAUGGAGGUGCCACCAAAUGAAGAUUCAGAGCUCCCAGCUUCUGUCGAACAGGAUAAUGUGCUCCCUGCCCCUGAUACCAUAGAUGACGGAGCCAUGGAGCAGAAGCAAGAAUUCACUGAGGAAGAAGUAAGAGGUACAUUAGAAGCGAUUGCAUCCACAGGAAAAUUCUGGCAUGAUUGGGAGAAAUUGAAGAGCAUGCUAUCUUAUCAACUGAAGCAGGUGCUGUCAGAGUAUCCUGAAGCAAAAGCAUCCGGUGAACAACAAAGUACUUUAGGAGAAACCUUCCCGGAGCUGGUAAAGCGGUUGGAUGAAGCACUUCUUAUCUUUAUUGAAGGUCCUCCGUUUACCCUUCAAAGGAUUUGUGAGAUCCUAUUGGAUGCACGGAGCAUCUAUCCCAAUCUCUCAAAGCUUGCGCUAGCGCUGGAAAAGAAUCUUCUGGUGACAUCCACACUUGCCGUCAGUCCUGACCCGCAUCUACCAUCCUCCGAACCAAAGCCAAACAAGUCAGAGGAGUCAGAAAAAGCUGUUGAAGAUCAAAAGCUAUCCAAUGCAGUUGAAAACGGAAUCGAACCUAUAGCUGGAGACAGGGAUGAAGUAAUGGUAGAGGUUGAAGAGGCCGAUAUGAAUGAUGAUAUGACGAUGGACAUGGAAACUUUUGAAGAAAUAGUUGGAUCAUCUGAGACAAAUAAUGCUGCAAACAGUAAAUCUUAGUUUUCUUGGUCCACCUUAAGCGAGCUGCUGUAGUUCUGCUAAUCUCUUCAUGUUGAGGGAGAGGCAUGGCUGGUAAUCCAUAGUUCUUCAAUAUGUCAAUUUGUUCAAGCCAAUAUAAAUCGGUUCGGAUGUUAUCUUAUUACACUUGGGGAGGAAUGGGUGGUUAGUUGCAACAUUUAUUGUGUUGGUACAUGGAAUUAGCCUACAAUAUGAGCCUUACUAUUUUGGCUUGGAUGUUUUCUUGAUUAAAUAUUUGAGUGAUAACCGAUGUUCUUGGUUUCUGAACUUUUGAUAUGACACAUCCCAUUGGCUAAUGAAAAUGGUUUGGCGCUUUGCAA